This is a messenger RNA of Macrobrachium nipponense, 3662 nucleotides long. RefSeq names its product organic cation transporter protein-like. Gene Ontology annotation, cellular component: membrane. Bases 197 to 1882 code for a protein of 561 amino acids. The record is from RefSeq and is a predicted model, not a curated record. Lineage: Eukaryota; Metazoa; Arthropoda; Malacostraca; Decapoda; Palaemonidae. Gene Ontology annotation, biological process: transmembrane transport. The transcript is spliced from 14 exons. Gene Ontology annotation, molecular function: transmembrane transporter activity.
CGGCAUUUUCCCCUCAGUCACGAUUUAUGGAGUGCGUUGGUUACAUGCACGUUACAUAGCAGUGGGUCCUUGCCUCCACGUUGAGUCGGUGAGGGGGAAUUUUCCGCUUGUGAGGAGACGGGUGGUUGUGUGGUGCUGAAACGUCCAGAGUGAAAGUUGCCUAUUGUACAUUUUCUCCAGUAGCAUACAUUCCAAGAUGGCAAUCACUGACUUUGAAGAUAUUUUCGACCAUAUCGGAGGUUUUGGAAGAUUCCAGUAUUCACUGUUUGCUGCAAACUGCAUCAUCAACAUCUUCUUGGCUGUAGUGUACUAUGGUCAAAUAUUUAUGACACUCACUCCACCCCAUUGGUGCCGUCCUCCCCUUGAAGUGUUAUCUCUCAACUUGACAGAGGCAGAGGUCAAACUUCUCACUUUGCCUUGGUCCAAUCAUUCUUCUGACUAUGAAUCGUGUGUUAUUUAUGACGUCGACUUUGUAGAGAUUGUGAGAUCUAAUGAAAGCUGGCCUGAUCCUUCUUGGCCCACUACCUCCUGCACCAGUGGGUGGUCCUACAACUAUUCACUUUAUUACCCCACUAUCACCUCGGAGAUGAAUUGGGUUUGUGAGGAGGAUUGGCGGCCUGUAAUGGCUCAGUCACUGUUUUUUGUUGGCUCCAUGAUUGGCUGUCCAACUUUAGGCUGGGCUGCUGACAGAUGGGGUCGACUUCCAAUAGUUGUUCUAGCUAAUGUCAUGAGUGCCAUUGCUGGGAUGGCCUCUGCAUUUUCAACUACUUUCACAAUGUUUGUGAUUUUGAGAUUCAUCGUUGGUUUGACAUAUGAACAGCAUUAUUGCAUUGCCUAUGUAUUGUUGCUUGAAUAUGUCGGGAAAGAAUACAGAACGUUCAUGGCCAAUGUACCCAUCUUGUUGUUCCUAACUCUUAGCACCUGCAGUUUACCGUGGAUUGCCUAUGGAAUAGGCAACUGGUUCUACUUCACCAUUAUUACUAAUGCUCCACUACUACUCUCCUUCAUCUUUAUAUGUUUGGUACCAGAAUCUGCUAGAUGGUUAAUCAGCCGUGGUCGAGUGGAUGACACCAUAAAAAUUAUUGAAAAGGCUGCAGCAUAUAAUGGCAAGAAACUUUCCACAAAUGUCAUCCAAGAGUUCAGGGCCUAUGGAGAAAAGCAGGCAGCCAUAGCAGAGACAGAAGGCAAUCCCUCGGUUUUGGACCUUUUGAAGACACCAGUACUUCGAAAACGAUUUCUCAUUCUAUGUUUGAUGUGGGUUGUGAUGACUUUGGCUUAUGAUGGCCACUUGAGAAAUGCACAAAACGUUGGUUCUAAUGCCUUUGUGAGCUUUACGAUACUUAGUUUUGUAGAGCUUCCAGCUGAUAUCGUAGUUCUGUUUCUAACAGAUUGGUUGGGUCGCCGAUAUGCCACUGUUUUCUCUCUUAUUUUUUGUGGAAUUGCUGGGCUAUCAGUUAUGCUAGUCCAUGAAGAAAAUACUACUAUGAUCCUGGUCCUUGCAUUGAUAGGCUGCUUUCUUGUUACUAUGGCCAUUAAUGUUGGCCAACAGUAUCAGGUAGAGGUUCUCCCAACUGUUGCCAGAACUCAAGGUAUGGGUGCCAUACAAACUGUAACAUUUGGUGCUACUUUGUCAUCACCAUACAUUGUGUAUUUGAGUAAAUAUGGGUAUUUUCUUCCUUAUAUGAUCUUGGGAAUCAUAACGUUAGUUGGCGGUGCAGUGUGUAUAUUCCUUCCAGAAACAAUCAAUGAAAAUAUACCCAACACUCUUGAAGAAGGAGAGACUUUCUUUACCAACCAGGGAUUCUGUUAUAACCCCUGUAAGAGGAGAAAGAAGGACGAAACUGAAGCUGUAGCAGAAGGAAAUGAAGUCACCAGAUUCUGAAAGGAGAACAGCUCUUUUCCUGAGGGGGAUUCCAUUGUGUCAGGCAGAAGUGCACUUUAGAAUUGGUAAAAUAAUCAAACGGGAUUACAUACUGCUCUAUGAUGAUGCAAAUCAACUACACGGCAAAUUGAAUCGAAGACUUGGGAACUGGGAAGAGCCAGUGUACCAAAAGAGGCAUAAAAUAUGGGUAAAAUGUUUAUACACUACAACUUGAACAUAUACACCUACUAAAACAACCUUAUUCACUAUCACAGGAAAUUAUUCAGUUUACAAGAGGCCACCUGCUUCCAAGUAAUAUAUUAUCUAAAACUAUAUUCAUAUUCAUAUCUUUCGUAAAUUUGUGCUGUCUUGCCAUAUUAAUUUUGAUUCAUAUUCUAGACACUUUCCCACUUUGUUUCAUGUUAACACGUAAAUUUGAUUUUCUAUGCAAAUGCAAACCCGUCCUGCUUUCAAUUCUUUAUCUACAGUUUCUAUAAGGUUCUGAAUCUUGUAAUUCACUAUUUUCAAAUGUAGGAGGAUGCUUUACUUCAUCACCCAUAAAAAUCAAAAUAAAUAUUUUUCUAUCUGUAAUAUAUAUAAUACUUUACACGCAGUAACCACACUUGCCAUACAAUAUCCUUACUUAAAUAAUAAUUCAUCUUACUUGGAAUGUACUAAGUAUUCUUUUCAUAGGACUGUGGGCUUUACAACCCAUCCUGCUAACCAUCUUCUACAAAGUAACAGUGAGAUUUAGCACCUCAACAGUAAUAUCAAUAUGCUUCUUUAUCCAUCGCUGGAAAAAGAAAAUAGGUUAAAAUGGCACCCAAGUACAGUCCUACUUAAGACUUAAAAAAUAGUAUUCACUGGUAAAAUAAUAAUGCUUUCAUGUACUUAAUAAAAAAUAAAAAGUUUAGCUGCCAUAGGAAAGGUUAUGAUUUACUUUCCCUUCACUAUUUACCAAAAGAACACAAGCACAUAAAAUACAGAAAUUUGUCAAAACAUCAUGAUACAAUAAAUUUUUUCUUCAUCCAGUGAAGAAAUACAUUUCCAUAUCACAAAGCAAAGUUAUAACACCGAUUCACUUUGAAUCAAAACAAAAGAUGCUUUAGAAUCAUCAUCCUUAUACAACAAAGAGCAGUACUAUGAAAUGGCUUGAGGUGCUGUCCCAUUGCAGACCAAAUUAAGACAUAUCUGUAGAUUUAGUACUGCCCAUGGCCUAGUCAUUGAUGGAAGGUAUUUUCUUUCAUGCCUGCCAUAAAGUAGGCAGGAGCAUCAAGCACCUUUUGGCAUGAAGGAAUCUGAUUCAUUGGAGGAGCCAUGCUUUGAUGAGGCUCUAGGUAGUGGCCUGGAAAGUAAAUAUCACCAUUUGGGAUGUACGCAUGGUGGGCAGGCUCUUGCAUGGGUGUUGCAUGUGCUGGAGGUGGUGGUGGUGUGCAAUGGGGAUGAAUGUGACCCAUGGGAGGUGGUGGAGGAGUAUACAUAGGUUUAUUAUCCACUUUGUUUUGCUUCUUUUUAUUAUUGUUAUUACAGUUAUUAGUCCUCUGUUUCUUACUUUUAUUUACAUAGGGCUCGUUAUGAGACGGACUUAACUGGUUUGGUGACUUAACUGGACGGGUCAUCACUGGAAUCCCAAGAGAUGAAAUCUGCAUGAAGCCCUGUGAUGUUAUCGGAAUUUCUAAGUUCUAAAGAAAGAUCAACAACCUCACAAACUACCUUACUUGUUUCUUUGCUACACUUGACACCCAUGUAAACCAAGAUAAAAAGAAAUAUAUAUGUUUUUUAAUAAAUAUUAUAAAUUUAA